Molecule: messenger RNA, 4561 nt
Organism: Conger conger (European conger)
Lineage: Eukaryota; Metazoa; Chordata; Actinopteri; Anguilliformes; Congridae
Product: kinesin-like protein KIF3C
Exons: 8
Coding region: 449-2752 (767 amino acids)
Biological process (GO): microtubule-based movement
Molecular function (GO): microtubule binding; ATP binding; microtubule motor activity
Source: RefSeq, a predicted model, not a curated record
GAGCGCGUGGCUGAUAGCGCUUUCUUCCAGUGGCAGCUGCCGACGCAGGGAGAGUCGCAGCAUCGCAUCCCCUUUCCAGGGCAGGACCAGCUGUUUACGGCUAAGGGACGGGCAGGGCGACGGCAGGAAUAUAGGCGUUGCCAGCAUCUAAGGACUACAUCGUCUGUGUAGCACUGAAAGGCGUCUCGAUGGUGCAUUCGGGUAAAACGGCUGGUUCAUUCAUACAUUCGCGUAAACGUCCUUAAUAGCGAAGGCUGUCUUUUGUUUUAUUAAACGGCUGCGGUUUGCUCAUUUCAGACUGGGCAGUAACGAUGCGUAUGGAGCACGGGACAGACGGUGCCGCCGCGUCGCGUGAUAUCAUAUGAUUUUCAGCCUUUUUUUUUGGUGACAGCAGAAUUUAACCGUAACUGUAAACGGGGGUUGAAUUUGUAUUCGGGUAGCUGCAGAGAUGUCAAAGAAUAAGAAUUGCGAGACGGUGAAAGUGGUGGUGCGAUGCCGCCCACUCAGCCGAAAAGAAGAAGCGACGGGCUACGAAAGUAUAGUGAACAUGGACGUCAAAUUGGGGCAGGUAACGCUAAGGAAUCCGAAGACGCCGCAUGGGGAAUUGCUAAAAACGUUCACAUUUGACUCCGUGUACGACGCCGGCUCCAAACAAAGCGACCUUUACGACGAGACCGUCAGACCCCUCAUAGAUUCGGUGUUGCUGGGUUUCAACGGGACUAUAUUCGCGUACGGCCAGACGGGCACGGGAAAAACCUACACAAUGCAAGGGCAGUGGAUGGACCCGGAGAAAAGAGGCGUCAUCCCGAAUUCCUUCGAGCACAUCUUCACGCACAUAUCCCGGUCGCAGAACCAGCAGUACCUGGUGAGAGCCUCGUACCUGGAGAUCUACCAGGAGGAGAUCAGGGAUCUCCUGUGCAAGGACCACGCCAGGAAGCUGGAGCUGAAGGAGAACCCGGACUCGGGCGUCUACAUCAAGGACCUCUCCUCGUUCGUCACCAAGAACGUGAAGGAGAUCGAGCACGUGAUGAACGUGGGCAACCAGACGCGGUCGGUGGGCUUCACCAACAUGAACGAGCACAGCUCGCGGUCGCACGCCAUCUUCGUCAUCACGGUGGAGUGCAGCGAGAUGGGCCCGGACCGGCAGAACCACAUCCGGGUCGGCAAGCUCAACCUGGUGGACCUGGCGGGCAGCGAGCGGCAGAGCAAGACGGGCGUCCGGGGAGAACGCCUGAAGGAGGCCGCCAAGAUCAACCUCUCGCUCUCCGCCCUGGGCAACGUCAUCUCGGCGCUGGUGGACGGGAAGAGCACGCACGUGCCGUACCGCGACUCCAAGCUCACGCGCCUCCUCCAGGACUCGCUGGGCGGCAACGCCAAGACCGUGAUGGUGGCGACGCUGGGGCCCUCGUCCUGCAGCUACGAGGAGACGCUCACCACGCUGCGCUACGCCAACCGCGCCAAGAACAUCCGGAACAAGCCGCGCGUCAACGAGGACCCCAAGGACGCGCUGCUGAGGGAGUUCCAGGAGGAGAUCGCGCGCCUCAGGGCCCAGCUGGACAAGCGCGGCAUGCUGACGAGGAAGAGGAGGAGCGGGCGGCGGGCGAGGAAGGGCCCGGGGGAGGAGGAGGAGGGCCUGAUCGAGGGCGAGGGCGAGGGGGAGGGGGAGGAGGAGGAGGACGAGGGGGAGGAAGAGGAGGAGGACAGUGUGGAGAAGGAUGUGGAGGACUACGUGAAGGAGCAGCAGGAGAAGCUGGAGCUGGAGAAGGCCGCCAUUCGGGACGACCGCAGCCUGGUGGCCGAGGACAAGCAGAGGAUGCUGGAGGAGAAGGAGAGGAUGAUGAUGGACCUGAGGAAGGAGCAGGAGGCCACCGACAUGCUCACCGCCAAGUUCAAGGCCAUGGAGAGCAAGCUGCUGGUUGGGGGUAAGAACAUCAUGGACCACACUAACGAACAGCAGAAGAUGCUGGAGCUGAAGAGGCAGGAGAUCGCCGAGCAGUCGCGGCGUGAGCGGGAGAUGCAGCAGCAGAUGCUCCUGCAGGACGAGGAGACGGUGGAGCUCCGGGAGACCUUCUCCUCCCUGCAGCAGGAGGUGGAGCUCAAGACCAAGAAGCUCAAGAAGCUCCACGCCAAGCUGCAGGCGGUGAAGGCGGAGAUCCAGGACGUCAACGACGAGCACGUCAGCGCCCGGCAGGAGCUGGAGCAGACGCAGAACGAGCUGACCAGAGAGCUCAAACUGAGGUACCUGAUCAUCGAGAACUUCAUUCCUCCGGAGGAGAAGAACAAGAUCAUGAACCGGUUGCUGUUCGACGCCGAGGAGGACCAGUGGAAGUUCCAGCCCUUCGUCCAGGGAGAGGACCGUAAAUCCGUUCAGAUGAAGAGGAGACCUACCUCUGCAGUGGGCUACAAGCGACCAAUCAGCCAGCACGCUCGGGUUGCCAUAGCGAUGGGAGCUCACUCCAGAUACCGGGCUGAGAACAUCAUGUUCCUGGAGCUGGACAUGACUCCGCCCACCAUGUUCCAGCUGGACUUCCUGAAGCCGGAUCAGGACCUGCCCCUGCCGCUGGGGCGCGACGUGCUGCUCGACAACGCCUCCUACAGGGAGAGGAGUGCCGCUGCACGCGUGAGGAAGUCACGCUCCUGGUGUCAGCCUCCCUGUAGCAUCUCCUCCUCCUCCUCGAUGUGCUCCCUGAACUCAGGGGCGCAGUACCACCCCCGCACACAGGGGGCGACAGCCACCUCGUCUCAUCCCUGAAAGAGAGCCGCCCCCACCCCCACCCCGCCCCACCCCACGGGGAGCGCUGCUGCCACUGCUCACAGCUGGGUUCUGUGUCUUACAUCCGCUUGUGUUCACCGCCACCCCCAUAUGGGAGCAGACUCUUCUUCUUCUGCUUUGGAUGUUUUGAGCAGCGAAAGGGCCAUGCUACACUCUGGAGAGACGCUUCGUUUUAUUCAGUUUUUUUUUUUUGUUUUUGUUUUAUCUUUAUUUUGAAAAACUCGGCCAGUGGUUUGAAGCCCCCCCAGUGCGGGAGAUGUUGUGAUUAGCAUGUGGUCCUGCCCUGGCUAUGAAAACUAAAAAACAAGAAAAAUGUGAAAAAAAGAAUCAACCUAAACUUCACGGGUUCUGGUAGCUUGUGGCGAAUUGUCUCACUUUAUGAAAAAAAUAAGGAAAGAAAAGUGGGGAAAUGGCAAGCUUUGUUUGUUUGUUUGUUUGUUUGUUUGUUUGGGGGGGUUCAUACGUGUGGUAACUGCUGACGAAAGUGAACGAACACGCAGUUGGUUCCCAUGGAGAUUUCAUGCCUGUUUCUCUAAAAUGCUCGAUAAAAACAGAAACUCUUGGAAGAAAGCACCACUGACCUGAAAUUACUUGAACUGUCAUGUCAGACAACGUUACUACCAUCAAUCCACAGUUCUCAGCUUACUGACCUGAAUGAGCUUUCAGGUCAAAUACAGGGCUGCUAAAAUUAUUAUUAUUUUACUUCUUGUUUAGAGUUUGACAGCAAAAGAUUACUGUUCCAUGAAUGUAUGCAAUUUAUUUAAUAACCCGGUAUGACUGCACAUCCUGGUUAGAUGCGCGCCAAUGUCUUCUGGGAAUCACUGACUACUCUCUCUCUCUCUCUCUGCCUCUCUCCCUCUCUCUCCCCCCUCUCUCGCUCUCUCUCUCUGCCUCGCUCUUUCUCCCCCCCCCUCUCUCUCUCUCUCUCUCUCUCGUUGUUGUAUCUGCCAGGAGUAAGAUUUAAGCACACAGACACAAUAUGUGUGGACACUUUGACUGUACAUCAACAUAGUUUUUUAAAAACCAUUGAAUCCUCUGUACCAGUGCGUGUUGUCAUUGGUAAGGGCCAGUUUCAUUUGAGAAGAAUGUUCAUUUUAUGAUUUUCCAUUUUAAUUUUUGAUCUUAAUGUUUAGUUCAGCAGCUGCCACUGUAAUGUUGUCUAAGAGACUGUAAGAUGUGACACUAGCACUCAAACGCUGCUAGAGUGUUCCUCCCUGUCCACCCUAUUGAUCAACCUGCUGAAUAUUCCAGCUGAGACCGGCUGGGAUUCUGGUUUAAGCUGGUUUAAACCGGUUUAAACUGGUGGAAGAUGGUUGCAGAUGGUUUAAGGGCUGUGUUUUUGACACCUCUAGCUGGUCAUAGCUGGUCUGUACCUGGCUAGGCUGGUAGAGUAAGCUGGUGGUGGUGAACUGGUGGACUAGCUGACUAUAUAGGCUAGUUAGCUGGUGAACAGCUGGUUGAUCAGCUAGAAGUGCUGAAAACACAGCUUAGACCAGCUUGACCCACUUGCAGCCUGAAUUUAUAAAAAAAUAGAACAGUAUGGGAAAGAAAUUGAUUAAGAAGCAAGCAUUCCUAUCUCCCAUCUACCUACCUAACAUGGAGAGCAGUGCUGUCUGUGGUCUUCUGACAGUGGAAACGGCUUUGGAGCGAGAGCAUGUUUGGCCGCGGUGUUAACUAAGUGAUUGUUUAGCGGUCGCCCCGCUCAGGAGCUUGUUGUGGCUCCGCUUGUGAACCUGAAACCGCCGGUCUGGUGUAAGCGAAGAUGAGCUGAACCCUGGGAGGUGUAGU